This is a messenger RNA of Eutrema salsugineum, 1263 nucleotides long. RefSeq lists its product as uncharacterized. The transcript has 3 exons. Gene Ontology annotation, molecular function: nucleic acid binding. Gene Ontology annotation, biological process: DNA integration. The record is from RefSeq and is a predicted model, not a curated record. NCBI's taxonomy places the organism in Eukaryota, Viridiplantae, Streptophyta, Magnoliopsida, Brassicales, Brassicaceae. The annotation marks the transcript as partial.
UUUAUCAAUAAGACUCUUGAGAGUCUUUUAAGGAAGCAUGGGGUAAGGCACAAGGUGGCCACACCUUAUCAUCCGCAGACUAGUGGUCAAGUGGAGGUCUCUAACCGACAGAUAAAGGCUAUUUUAGAAAGAACCGUGAGCUCAUCUAGGAAGGAUUGGAGCAAGAAACUUGAUGAUGCUUUGUGGGCUUACAGAACCGCGUACAAGACCCCCAUUGGAACCUCACCGUUUAACUUGCUCUAUGGGAAAAGCUGUCAUCUACCGGUUGAGUUGGAAUACAAAGCAUUGUGGGCAGUGAAACUUCUUAACUUUGACAUCAAGACUGCACAAGAGAAGAGGGUUUUACAACUUCAUGAGCUUGAGGAAAUCAGGUUAGAUGCUUUUGAGAGCUCUAAGAUCUACAAGGAAAGAACCAAGGCGCUUCAUGACAAGAAGAUACACAAGAGAGAGUUCAAAGAAGGAGACCAAGUUCUGCUAUUUAACUCGAAACUCAAGCUAUUCCCUGGGAAGUUGAGAUCCAGAUGGUCCGGUCCAUUCAAAAUUCUUGAAGUAAGACCUUAUGGAGCGGUUGUUCUAAAAGGAAAAGAUGGACAAGGCUUUGUGGUAAACGGUCAGAGGGUAAAGCACUACCUGGCAUCAAUGACCGACGACCGAGCUGUUCCCACUCAUGAGACGAACAAAAACGAGGUCCAGAGGAGGAGUACAAAAGGGAAAGUCGUGGCCGUGGCACGCAAUGGUGGAACAAGCAAGAAACCCUCCGUGAGAUCCGAUGGUGAGCCAGCCGCUAAGCGAGCAAGGAACGCCGAGCUUACUCUGGUUCCAACCCUUGAACCAAGAAGGAAUGGGAAGCAGGCAGCCACUGAGAACGAUGGAGAUGAGCUGAGAGCCAUAGUUCCCCAUACACGACUAAAGAACCUGGCCGUGGCAAAGAAAAUGGUGCACAACUUUGAUUCGGGGUUUGACACGAGGGAAUUGCCACGGGAAGAAACCAGGCCGUGGCAAAACAAAGGUGGAACGAGCAACAUUCGGAGAUUGCCUCGGUUUAGUUGCCACGGGAGAGGACCAGACCAUGGCAAAGCAAGAGGAAGGGAUGCAGAUGCUCGGAGAAUGACACGGUCUAGAGGACACAGGCUAAAGGGUUGGCCGUGGCAAGGAAUAAGAAGGUUUGACCGAGGUUUGACAUUGCCACGGUCAAGUUGCCACGGCCACACCAAGACCGCGACAAAGAAGAGACACAAACACAUUCUUGACACAGUCACGUGA